AUGGUCCUAUUCGACGUUCAAGGCCGAGGGUCGAUUCUGGCCAAGUGUGUACCUCUUUGUGCGACGGGAAAGAGCGUUUAUGCGGCCCUGCGGAAGGAGAUGGGCUCAUUUUCUUCCUGUUACGCAGAUGGUAAAGAUGCAUUGUCGUUCGAGAGGGAGGGAGUUAUCGCACAUGCCGAUCUAGCUGCGUUGCUUACUCCCAUUGAACCGGCGUACUAUAAAUUGCCGAUAGCCAAGAUGGGUGAUGCCAUUGGAGGGGGUGGUUGCACCGAUGGGGUAACGACCAAGGUCCAGAAGAAGGCUUCGCGAGGUGUAGCUAGUCUCGCAGAGGAGAAAAAACGUGGUCCAUCACCGGCUAGAGGGCCUGUCGCUGGUGAUGAGGUAUCUAACGCCCCACCCUACGGUGAGCCCACGAGUACUGAUAGUAUGACGUGCGGUAGAGUAGACACGCCAGUGGUGAGGAGGGGGGAGACCACCGUGGCUGCCGCCGAUUUGUUGAGGGCCUCUGACCCUCAUGCCUGGUGGAUAGCCCCUGCAUUACAGCCGCUUGCCAUGAUGCAGCUCUCACCGUGGGGCCCUAUGGGAGGCCCCUUCGGAUGGGGCUCUACAUUUGUUACAUACCGAGUUAUGGGAGAGCUAUUCGGCCCUCAGGGAAGAGGAAGUGGCAUCGUGGAAGGGCAGGGAAGCGUGGCCUCUGAUGGCGUUGUGGAUAGCGACGUUACUGAUGAGGAGAUGUUGAGAAGAGAGGUUGAAGUAGAUGUAGCUAGUGGAGUUGCGAGGGGAGCGGCUCUGGUGGCGAUACGCUCACUUAGAGGGAGGAGUCAUGGGGACUCUGAAGAGGAGGAGGAGGCCACCACGGGGGUUGCUGACCUCAGCCGAAUGGUCGUUGAUGGUAUCAUACAAGAAGCUAUCACUGACUUGAUCGGAAGUGAUUGCGGCUCUAGUGCCGGUGCUGCUUCUAGUGUAGCCACUGAUGAUGCUGGAGUAUCGUGGGACGCUGCGGAACUCAGCCGAAUGGUCGUUGAUGCUAUCAUACAAGAAGUUCUCGGUGCCUUGAUCGGAAUCGAGGCUGCUUCUAGUGUAGCCACCGAGGGUCCUGGAGCAUUGUUGGAUGCUGUGGAACUCAGUCGUGCGGUCGUUAACGGUGUCGUUGUAGAGGUGGUCGGCCGGUCCGCAGGGGGAGUCGAUGUUGCCUCCAUCGUUGCCGCUAGGGCUCCUGAGGAUGCCGACCUUAGUCGGGUAGUGGUUGAUGGUAUCAUGCAAAACGCAGUGGGACGAUGUGGUCAUUGGAGUGGCGCUAGUGGACCAUGGAAGGAGGUCGCUGAUGGUAUCACUAGGAAGACGAUAAAUGGUGAUGUUGUUGUCCCCGACACGAUUCCUGGUGAUGUUGGAGCAACUGUGGAAGUUGCUGACCUCAGUCGGAUGGUCGUUGGUGGCGUUGUGAAGAAUGCGGCGAGGGCAUUGAUAAAGAUCAAUCCUAUCGAUGGCGACUGUGGUCCCGAUCCUGAUAGAGCCGUCCAUGACGGUGGAGCAUCGAAGGAAGGUGCUGACCUCAGCCGCCUGGUCGUUGGCGGGGUUAUCAGAGGGGCAGUCAAUAAGCUCGUGAGGUGUGGUGAGCUGUGUCAUCCAAGUGGCGUUGGUGCUGCUGGUGAUGGUGGAGCAUCGAAGGAGGUCGCUGACCUCAGCCGCCUCGUCGUUGAAGGCAUCAUCAAGGCAACAGUUAAUAAGCUCAUGAGUAAUGACCUGCAUCACCAUCCAAAUGUCGCUGCUGCUUCUACUGCAGCUACUGAGGAGGCCUUGCUGGGCCAUCUGGUGUACUACAGGGCACUUAUAACGGGUCUUAUUGCCACUAUGACCAACACGGUGGGUAGUGUGGCGUGA
This is a messenger RNA of Perkinsus marinus ATCC 50983, 1881 nucleotides long. RefSeq lists its product as hypothetical. The record is from RefSeq and is a predicted model, not a curated record. Bases 1 to 1881 code for a protein of 626 amino acids. The transcript is spliced from 16 exons. NCBI's taxonomy places the organism in Eukaryota, Perkinsozoa, Perkinsida, Perkinsidae.